AUGCUAGUGUCAACCCUUUCCACACAUAUCCAUUUCGUCAUAGCCACAUCGCUUAUCUGCGGACAUCAAAGCCGAAUAUUCGGUAGCUCAUUAGAUGCCAUCCAACACAGAAUUCGAUACGCAAUCACUGAGAAUCAACCAGCAAAGAUGCGGAUUGGAAAGCUGGAUGAGGAUCUACUUCAGACUCCAGAACUAAGAUUGACAGAGCUGUUGAUUUUGUUGCGAAACAACAAAGAUGAAAAGCUAUCCUAUAGACUGACAGACGCUUCCUCGAUCUUUCAUUUGAACGAAAUAACCAGUGUGUUAUCUACCAUCACGUCUAUUGACCUGGAGGAAUUAUGUUUACACCAUUGUACAGAUGGCUCCAGUAGAGCACAAUUUAAUUUGUUUGUGAAUAUCUUUUAUGCAUCUCGUUUAGUUGCUGUGGUGCACGUUGAAAUUACUGUGAUAGAUGUGGAUGAUAAUCCGCCAACCUUUCCACCGACAAUCUCGCGCCCUUUUGUACUGCAGCUGAAAGAGGUUAUUUACAGAGCUGGUCAACAAGUGGAACUUCCCAAGGCAAUUGACAAAGAUGUACAACCUGAUCAUGCGGAAAUUUCCUAUCACCUAGAAUCCCACCCGGAUGAUGUCUCACAAUCACUAGAAGCCUUUCGCUUGAUAACUCGGAAUGAUUCCAGACCUAUGCUUCUGCUACAAAAAGAUUUGGAUUACGAAAAUGUGUCUUUGUAUAAGUUUUAUCUUAUUGCCCAAACACCGCAACUAGAGGGGCGCUCUGAGAAAAUCUAUUUGAACGCACCUCAACCCCAUUUUCGGGACCAACUUGAAGUUCAUGUUGAAGUAAUGAACAUCAAUGACGUUGAGCCCAUUUUCUCAAAGCCUGUCUAUUCUCUGAAUGUUCCAGAAGAUGUAGAGGUUGGGAGUGUUAUCCAUAUGCUGGAGGCAACGGAUACGGAAGUAAACUCUACAAUAACUUACUCUCUUGAGUAUGGGUCAGAUAAGAUGAUAAGUACAACAUUUCGCGUCGAGCCGGAUGGCCGAACAAUCCUUAUACACCCGCUUGACUUCGAAACGCAGAAAAGAUAUUCUUUUUCAGUACGAGCUAGUGAUGGGGAAUUCGGAUCGUUCGCAACGUUGGAGGUAAACGUUACCGAUGUAAAUGAUGAGGCACCUGAGUAUAUUACCAGGCCAAACAACCUUACACUGGAAGAAAAUCAACCGAGCCACACAUCCAUUGGUCAGCUACUUAUUACCGAUCGCGACAGUCCCCAGAUUAACGGUCAAAUUACAUGCCACGAACCAAACACACUCUUGGGCAAACAACCAAUGAUCUUCUUUGAGGAGCCAAAUGCUGUGCGCUUAAACAUGAUCGCGGAUGUUCUUGGACCACUAGACAAACAGAUUUAUCAUCGCUACGACUUGUACAGUGGUAGGACGUUUGAUCGUGAAACUGAACCACAAGUUCAACUCAGUUACCUUAUAUGCUCAGACAGUCAACUAAACUCGGAUGACUUUCUGGAAAGGGCGAAAGAAAUGGACGGAAGAAGAGCGCUUACUGCCACUUUGACAAUCUCCCUAACAAUUGUUGAUCAAAACGAUAACAGACCGGUUUUUGAACAGUCACAUUACGAAGCUAUCUUGGAAGAGAACUCUGAGAUAGGAACUCGUAUCAUUCAGGUGCACGCAAAUGAUGCUGACAAAGAAAUGCAUGCAAGGCCAACAUAUCGUCUACUUCAAAACACUCUAUUCUCUCCUGUUUUUGCUAUUGAACCGGAAACAGGUUGGAUAGUUACUCAUGGAAACAUCGAUCGCGAAACACAAGCUUUGUAUCACCUAACGGUUUUAGCGGUUGACGGCGGGGCAUCCAGUAGCAGCAAAAAUGUUGGAGCAGACCCCUUAGUUCAGUUCACUGGAAAACGAUUCACCGCCACAGCUCAUGUUGAGAUUAAGAUAACUGAUGUGAAUGAUAACGCCCCGGAGUUUCGAGGACCAAGACAGUUUGCUGUAGAAGAGAACAGUGAAAAUAACAAAUGGAUAGGGGAUUUGCAAUACGUCGAUCUGGACGAGGGCGUCAAUCGGGAUGCUGAGUUUACUCUGUCCGGAAAACAGGUAGACGUAACACAAGGGCAUUCCAUCCAGGGUGGUAACCAAACUCUAAAACGGCAAGCAGAAAUUCCCAUUCGUUUGGAGAAAAAUGGUAGUCUGUACACAUCGAAGAGUAUGGAUAGGGAAAAUCAAUCUUACUACUGCUUCGAAGUUGUGCUAAAAGACGGCUCGCCAACCAGGUCACUCUCUAGUGCGGAUACGAUAUGCGUACGCAUACUCGACGUGAAUGAUAACCCUCCACGAUUCAAAGAUAUACGGGGCAGAAUAAUUGAUGAAACUAACAGGACAGAUGUGGACCGGAGCGGACUACAAGAGGAUACGAAUGUUUCUGUAUCCAUAAAUGAAGUACCUGGUUACUGCGUGUUAAUUGCGGAGGCUGAAGACAUUGAUGAAGGUCUCAACGCGCAGCUACAUUACACAAUCAUGCCACAACAGGGAGAGAGUUCUAGAGAUGCGACAAUAUCUGUUUUAAGGGAUGCAUUCGUUAUGGAACCAAAAAGUGGACGCCUGAUGCUAACACGUAGUUUGCACAGGCGUGAAAUCGGUGUGUAUCCCUUCGUCCUCAUUGUUGAGGACAGUGGACGGCCAAGCCAGAGAGCUCAACAGCUCGUUCACAUUAUCGUCGAGGAUGUCCCAGCUAGAGGACCUUGGUUAUUUGCAGACCAAUUUGCGGAGGUUAGGGCAGUAUCCAAGAAGUCUGGCGAGCCGGUCGAUGCUCAAAGUUUUUUGAUCGUGAUCGGAUUAGCUGGUUUGUCGGCACUCUUAGCUGCAGUCCUUAUUGGCGCAAUCUUAUGCAUAAUGAAACCCUGCUGUACUAAUAAGAGUCGUUCCAAUGAAGCAAGUUUUUGGAAGAAAGGAUCCCCUUCGGCAGAAAAAGCAGAUCGGAUGUUUAAUCUUCGUCAAGGGAACUCUUACCUAGACCAAGCAAUUAAUUACGACGACCGCAAUUUUCAAGUGAUUUCUGGAAAUAACUUCACGGAAUCAUUCGACGGAAAAGUGUACCCAACCAGUUUCUUGGUAACAAACAACCUUUCGAAUGGCUUGGAGCAGGUUUUCUUGCCCUCGGACAAAGUGAAUCAUUUGGAAUCCAAUCUAGCGCCUAGGUCUACGGUGUUCGAUUCUCUUAAAAGUUACGAGCAAAGUGAAGAAGCGAUGCUGAUAAAUUCUCCGCUGAUCAAUCGGCUGCCGCCAGCCGCAUCCGCAUCUCCCUACACAUCGUCUCAAUCAAUGGAUUCAAAUUGGAUUGUUGCCACGGUACCAAGACCUGUAUGGGCACCAACGGAAUACCGUCCGCAUGAGUUUGAGUCACAUUGUGAGGAGUGCCACGGCUAUAUCAGUCCGGAAAGUGUGCUUCAUUUACAGGGGGAAACAUACCCCAACGGUGCGCCCAGUAUCUUUGCUUCGACAGUUUCACCCACAUUUCAUAAUACAAGCCCCGUACCAAAAGCAAGUGUUGAAUCUACGUCCAACAAAUACAGACCCUUAAGUGCAGGGUUCGGUAAGCCCAUGAGCUGCUUCUCUUAUGGUGUCCGACCUGUCAAUGCAGCUUCAGGUGCAAUACAUGUAGAACGCAAUGGUUGUGGAGAGGAGCAGCGUUCAGACAGCGGUCGAGGAGCAAGUGAUGAUGAAUUUGUCACCACAAACGGUCCCGGAUUGGUGUUGACACCAGUGCAAAUCGGAAAAAUUCGCUCAGCUACUCUAAAAAGCUUUCAAAUGAACGAAAGCUACAAACCGUCUUAUGUGGUCUUCCCGAGUCUACCUAGGAACAAUCACACUGAACAGCUUCUCAUUCAUCUGGAACGACUGUGCGCAACAUCUAGGUUCCGGUGGGACUCAUGA
This is a messenger RNA of Dicrocoelium dendriticum, 3942 nucleotides long. The record is from the annotation of a GenBank genome assembly. Lineage: Eukaryota; Metazoa; Platyhelminthes; Trematoda; Plagiorchiida; Dicrocoeliidae.